Molecule: messenger RNA, 838 nt
Organism: Drosophila albomicans
Lineage: Eukaryota; Metazoa; Arthropoda; Insecta; Diptera; Drosophilidae
Gene: Sod2
Product: superoxide dismutase [Mn], mitochondrial
Exons: 3
Coding region: 91-741 (216 amino acids)
Biological process (GO): superoxide metabolic process
Cellular component (GO): mitochondrion
Molecular function (GO): metal ion binding; superoxide dismutase activity
Source: RefSeq, a predicted model, not a curated record
UCAGCAAAUUUAUCGAUGUUUUCCCACGUCUAUUGUUAAUUUGCUGUCACACUGAACGUCGGUUUGAUUUUGAUAAAAGCAAUUCGAAUAAUGUUUUUGGCACGCAACAUUACCAAAGCAGCAUGGGCCACUGUGCGCUCUAAGCAUACGCUUCCCAAACUGCCAUACGAUUAUGCAGCACUGGAACCAAUCAUUUGCCGUGAAAUAAUGGAACUCCAUCAUCAGAAGCAUCAUCAGACCUAUGUCAACAAUCUAAAUGCCGCCGAAGAACAGUUGGAGGAUGCCAAGAGCAAGAGUGAUACUACUAAACUAAUUCAGUUGGCACCGGCCCUACGCUUUAAUGGCGGUGGUCACAUCAACCAUACCAUUUUUUGGCAAAAUCUAUCUCCAAAUAAGUCAACGCCAAGCGAUGACCUGAAGAAUGCCAUCGAAUCCCAGUGGAAGAGUUUUGAGGAUUUCAAAAAGGAGCUGAGCACUCUUACCGUUGCCGUUCAAGGUUCCGGCUGGGGUUGGCUAGGCUACAAUAGAAAGACUGGAAAGUUACAGUUUGCGGCCUUGCCUAACCAAGAUCCAUUGGAGGCUUCAACUGGUCUAAUUCCUUUAUUCGGCAUCGAUGUCUGGGAGCACGCAUACUAUUUGCAGUACAAAAAUGUGCGACCAUCUUAUGUUGAGGCCAUCUGGGAUAUUGCUAAUUGGGAUGACAUCUCAUGCCGUUUCCAGGAGGCCAAGAAACUUUUAUAGAUUUCUUACUCCAAUAAACUCUAUGUUUAAUGUAAUGAGAGGGCCUUAGGCUAAUGCUAUAGUCUGAAGACUAAUAAAUUGGUGAUCCAUAAACCUA